AUGGACAACGGGUCCCGAUCAACGAAUACCCAGGAAAUACAUGCGCCAACUUACAACGAGUUAUUCAGUCAGGCUGAAUCGUUGAGGAAACGAUUAGAGGCCUUGGAGAAGAAACUCCCGGACGUCGACUCGAAGCCGGCGGAGGAUCCUGUACCGCGCCAAUGCAACGAUUACCGGCUGUUACCAGACCUGAAUAGAACCGUUCCCGUAUUCACCGGCCAUGAAUCGAGCUGUGAAGCGGAAGAUUGGAUAAACACCGUCGACGCCUUGGCGGGAAUAAAUAAUUGGCCGGUGCCGUAUCGACUGCAGUAUGCGAAAUCGUAUAUGUCAAAUGCGGCUCGCAGCUGGUUUAUGACCGAGAGUUUCCGCGAUUGGGUGGACUUUAUGUCUAAGUUCCGUGCCACAUUCGUCAGGAAAUUGAGGAUGUCCGAUAGAUGGGAAAGUAUGACCGGUCGCCGGCAGGGUGACUCGGAACACGUUGCUGAUUAUUUUUACGACAAGUUACGGCUCUGUCAAGCCCUCAACCUGUCUUUCUAUGAGAUUCGCGACCACAUUGUCCUCGGUAUCCAUUCGCAUGAGCUCGCGGUGUAUGCGAUGAGCAGGCACCACACGACAACCGCCGCGCUCCUGGCUGACCUACAAGAAGGUGGGCGAUUGUUUGAACUCCGCAGGGCGCAGAGUGCUGCUGUGAAACCGCUCGAGGAUAAGAGUUGGAGGUCAUUUCCGAAAACACAACCGAAAACUGCUGCACCAGCUCCGGCUGCAGUAGUACACAACUCAAACGUCACCGCCAUUAAAUCCAUGUCGAUCGGGGAAUCGACUACUGUCCGUUGCUACAAUUGUAACGCGAAUGGGCAUAUCGCGCGGGACUGCCCAAAACCGCGAAAACCGUGCUCCGGCUGUCAAUCUACUGCUCAUACGCGUAGCCGUUGCCCCGGGAAGCCGGCGCAAGCUAUGCUGGUCGGGCCGUUACCGACAGUACCACAGAACAGUUUCAUCAAGGACUUAAUGUUUAAUGAGGUCCGGGCAACCUGUCUAAUCGACACGGGUUCGUCCCACGUUUUGGUACGUACCAGUCUCGUUCACCGUUCCGCGGUCACCGUACGUUGGACACCGCGCCCGUUGUACACUGUCGGCGAUACACAUCACCCCGGCGCGGUUACGCUGGGCGAGGCCACGGCCGAUAUUACUGUGGACGGAGCACUGGGCGCCGACCACCCGGUACUCGUGGUGAGCGAUCAAUCGAUACCCGUAGACGUGAUUGUAGGCCGCUCAUGGCUGAACCUGCCGCAUAUGGGGUUCUACAAAACCAAUAAUCAGUUCAUAAUCGAGACGGUAAAUACGAUCAGUCCGACCGCGGCAACGGAGUCGUCCGAAAUACGAACCGCGCUGGUCAGCGCUGAACAACCGCCAGUGUUGCCGAUAUUGUUCUCCGAUAUAAACAUUGACGCCCAGGUAUCCGAGACCGAACGACCGAACUUGGCUGCACCACUCGCUGAACUGGAUAUCGUGGGGGUAGACGGCAGUGUCCCGGUCCGACAAGCGCCGUACCGCACCUCACCGUCAGAUCGACGGAUGAUUUCGGAUAUAUUAAACGGAUGGAGAGCCGCAGGAAUCAUCUCAGAUUCAACAUCGCCGUACGCUAGCCCGGUCUUGCUUGUCGACAAAGGAGGCACCGAGAAACGCUUAUGUGUUGACUACCGACGGCUCAACCUCCAGACUCAAGAUCAGCCUUACCCGAUGCCAGAUAUUGAUGAUUUGCUAUCACGCCUAGCCGAGGGACGUAUUUUUUCCACCUUAGAUCUGUCAAAUGGGUUCCUGCAGAUCCCGCUAAGUGAUGAUGCCAAACUCAAGACCGCGUUCGUAACAGAAGAAACUACCGCGAAGUUUGAACGUAUGCCAUUUGGUUUGAAAGGCGCGCCGGGGUUGAAAAUGGAUGGCAGCUGA
Molecule: messenger RNA, 1947 nt
Organism: Diuraphis noxia (Russian wheat aphid)
Lineage: Eukaryota; Metazoa; Arthropoda; Insecta; Hemiptera; Aphididae
Source: RefSeq, a predicted model, not a curated record